Hermetia illucens (black soldier fly) is the source of this 2815-nucleotide messenger RNA. RefSeq lists its product as uncharacterized. The record is from RefSeq and is a predicted model, not a curated record. Gene Ontology annotation, molecular function: protein binding. The coding region runs from base 150 to 2810 and encodes 886 amino acids. Lineage: Eukaryota; Metazoa; Arthropoda; Insecta; Diptera; Stratiomyidae. The transcript has 12 exons.
UGUCAAAAACUACGAAAACAAAAAAUUCCCAUCGCAUUUCAUAAUAGUCUGGUGAAAAAUUUCAGUUAUCUAUUUGAUAUGGUAUUGUUUCAUAUUUUCUACAAUAUUUGUUCCAACGUUGUUUCAAAAGUGUUUUCGUUUUGCUGAUAAUGCAAAGAGGAUUAGGACGAACAGAGAAUUUUCCUACGUCUGACAAUCAACAGCUCGCUGAUGUUAACAAUACGCUUAAUUAUUUUAAUUUCAACUUUUGUGAAAAUUCUGAAUCAUCACGUCACGCUAUUCCAUCGAGUUCACCAAACUGUGACACUAUAAGUGCACCUUUUGAAUUAGAAGCUGAAUCCCGUCAAAAUAUAUCAUUUGGAUACCAUCAAAUAGUAAAACCACCUAGUAAAUUUUUUUCCAUGCAAUUAUUCGACAAGAACAUGCCGGGACAGCAACAAUUCAAGGAGAAGUCCUUGGCCGAAAUUGGCUUCAACUCAACAGAGAUCAACAACUGGGACAAAAUUGUCCAGCCUCACAAGACAGACCUGCUUGUGCUGCUUGAAAAAAUGAUUAAGAACUAUGAGAAGACCAAUGUCCAAAUUCGAAUCAAUGAUACCACUUUUAAUUGCCACAUGAUGGUAUUACAAUGUUACUCAGAUUUCUUCAUGGAACUGAAUAACGAACAAUUAGUCGUCCUGCCUGCCGACAAAGUCACCCCGCAAGCCUUCGUUAUGGUUUACGACUGGAUGCUGUCCUCGAAGCCAAUGGUACAGCGGGAAGGCAUCUUGGAGCUGUUCAAUGCUGCACAGUUUUUAAAGAUCAAGGGUCUUGUGGAUCAGUGCUGGGUAUGCUUGGACGACGACGAGCGUUUCUGUGAAGACGCCGCAUUUUUGCUGUAUCUGGAAGCAAGGAAGUUCGGUCACGAACUCAUACAACAAUUGAUGUUGACAAGGAUUUGCAAAUUCUUCCUUACACUGGUGGCUUCCAAGGAGUUUUUGGAAUUGACUCCAAAAGAAAUUUGCACCUUACUUCAAUCUAAUUCGAUUGGAGUGAACACAGAGACAGAGGUUUUAAUGGCAGCCGUUCGAUGGCUAAAUUUUAACUGGGCGGAUCGGGAGCAAUAUAUGUUGGAAGUAAUGGGUUGUGUGCGAUUUGGUUUGAUGACACCAUGGCAACUUGUAGAACUCAGGCGAAAUUCGGAUUCUCCUGAAAUACAGCGAGUAGUUGAAUCUGGAGCUGUUCAGAAGAUGAUUGAUGAUGGCCUAUCCUAUGUAACCACAAAAUAUUGGUAUGCAAGUAACUCGGAAAAUCUGUUCCAUUUCAUGGAACGAUUGAACCUAACCGAACCAGUGGAAAGACAAUGGGUCCGGGACAAGACGUGGUCUGAGCAUUUCGAGUGCCCAAAUCAAAUGUAUAGUUCAUAUAAUUCAUUUUUGGAGUAUUUGGAAAUGAUUCGCAAUAUGGGCAAGGAUCAUUGGAAAACACUUCAGUGCCACGAGGGAACCCCAAAUUUGAUGCAUCCACCCCCGCCUCCUCCACCCCAGAGUCGAAAAGAUCAGUGCACGCAAGUUCAGAUAAACAAAACACAUAACAAACACGGACGAUCAGAUGAACUUCACCGAGGUGGUAUGCAAUCAGUAUAUUACCAUUCACAUGGUAAUCGAAAAAACACCCACGUACCAAGCCUUCCCCAAGGCUUUACAGGCGACCCUACGCAAGAAGAUAAAAAUGUAGUUGAAAAUAAAGAACAAACCGGAAUAUCGAUGAAAGAUACAUUCACCGACGGUAUCAAAAUUUUAAUGCCACUAUUCCCAGUUAAGCAGCUCCUGCCCAACGUGUCCUCCCACAGUGGAGAAAAAACUAAUUCAGAUGGAUCCAAAAACGAAGUGAUUGAUGUGACCCGCUAUCAGAUCCUUUUGUUCGGCGGAAUCGACCCCUUCAACACCACCACGUCAGACCAACAAGGCAAGAGCGUUCUUCAGUAUAGCAUCCGAACAAACAGUUGGAAAAUUUUUACAAAUAUGCCAGGAUCUCGUCAUCACCACUCUGCAAUAUUUUAUUCUGGAAAAAUUUUUAUAAUUGGAGGAACCAGACCAGCAUAUGAAAGUAUUUUACCGACCCUUUCAGAAUGUGUAUGGAGUUUUGACCCUAAAAGCUUACAAUGGCGGAAUGAAAAAGAUUUGCCCUAUCCAAGACGAGAUUUCGGAUUGGUGGGUACCAGAAAAGGAAUCUAUUUGAUUGGGGGCGAAGACGGCAACCGAGUCUUUCUGGCUUCAACAAUCUUUCUUACACCUGGAGAAAGCAAAGCUUGGAUUGAAGUUGAAAAGCUCCGAACCCCUAGGACUGGUUUAGCAGCAGCUCUGGUAGGCAACAACAUCUACGCAGCCGGUGGUAUUGUCGGCCUGCCCAACAGCGGGGUCACAAAUACUGUAGAAUCGUACGACUUAACUACUGGUCACUGGACUCAAAUAAGUAACUUGAGGAAACCACGAAGUUUCGGCAAGUUUUGCGUUUUAUCGAACUCGGAAGUUUUCCUAAUCGGGGGUGUAACAGUUGAAGGCAACAGAUUUCUAUCACUUUCAUCUGUUGACAAAUUGGACCUUAAGACAAAAGCAUGGACGAAGGAAACAAAUAUGAAUUUUGCAAGACAUGGCCACGACGUUGGUGCUUUAGAUGAUAAAAUUUUAAUUUUUGGUGGAGUUUCUACAAAUAAAAACCAAACCCUAAACUCUGUGGAAUGUUAUUCAACGACAACCAAAAGAUGGAUUACAGGCAUCCGAUCACUUCCUUCCCCCUUAUCGGGCAUGGCAGCUGUAAUAUUUGUUUAAUGGAU